Messenger RNA from Rhagoletis pomonella (apple maggot), 460 nucleotides. RefSeq names its product LIM/homeobox protein Awh. The record is from RefSeq and is a predicted model, not a curated record. The transcript is spliced from 2 exons. Gene Ontology annotation, molecular function: RNA polymerase II transcription regulatory region sequence-specific DNA binding; DNA-binding transcription factor activity, RNA polymerase II-specific. The annotation marks the transcript as partial. Gene Ontology annotation, cellular component: nucleus. Gene Ontology annotation, biological process: neuron differentiation; regulation of transcription by RNA polymerase II. Lineage: Eukaryota; Metazoa; Arthropoda; Insecta; Diptera; Tephritidae.
ACACUUCGGCGCGAAAUGUUCAAAAUGCUGUCGUGGCAUAUCCGCCUCGGAUUGGGUACGACGCGCCCGCGAUCUCGUCUUCCAUUUGGCGUGUUUCGCGUGCGAUCAAUGCGGACGACAACUCUCCACCGGCGAACAAUUUGCUCUGAUCGAUGAUCGGGUGCUGUGUAAGGCGCAUUACCUGGAAACGGUCGAGGGUGGCACCACAUCAAGUGACGAUGGCUGUGAUGGUGAUGGUUAUCACAAAAGUAAAACGAAACGUGUGCGUACCACCUUCACCGAGGAACAGUUACAGGUGCUGCAAGCCAACUUUCAGAUCGACAGCAAUCCGGAUGGGCAGGAUUUGGAGCGCAUCGCAUCGGUGACCGGUCUAAGUAAGCGUGUAACGCAAGUUUGGUUUCAAAAUUCGAGAGCGCGACAAAAAAAACAUAUUCAUGCUGGUAAGAAUAAAAGUAAGUAG